Molecule: messenger RNA, 447 nt
Organism: Symbiodinium natans
Lineage: Eukaryota; Dinophyceae; Suessiales; Symbiodiniaceae
Source: the annotation of a GenBank genome assembly
AUGGCGGCGCGUGACUAUCCAGCAGAAGGGCUUCCAAAUGCUUCUUGGCUUUCGCACGGUCUUUUUCGGUGUACCAGAAUAAUCAAAGGUUCUGACAGGUGCAUGUCGACACACCUUGACACCUGUCCGCGGCAGACCCUGGCCGUGCCGUUGCAAAGACGUGCGCAGGUUUACCUCUAUGGCUCAGAGCAAGACGCGCGGGCCUCGGGAAAUCUCGAGAACCUCGGGAAUCUGAAACAAGUGGGAGAUGAAGUUUUUGUUUACAGGAUGCACGGAGAUGGAACUGAUGAGGAGCUGCAGAGGGCCAUAGAACCAACACCCGAAAGGGCCAGAAGGUCAGUCUUUGGCCUGAGGUGGAGCUCAUGGCAAGUCGGCGACCUGUGUUGGGUUCCUUCGUGCAGGCGCCAGGGUCCUGGGAUGAUGAUGCAGUCUAAGGCCGCUGCCUAG